This is a messenger RNA of Danaus chrysippus (African queen), 327 nucleotides long. The record is from the annotation of a GenBank genome assembly. NCBI's taxonomy places the organism in Eukaryota, Metazoa, Arthropoda, Insecta, Lepidoptera, Nymphalidae.
UUGUACGGCAGAAUACCAGAGAAAAAUCAAAGUCGAGGUUGGGGACAAGUCGGACUGUGCAUCAGAUGUAAGUUACAUCUGAGCACUAGCUGGUUGAGAGUAAGGCCGGGGACGAGAGAGCGGACCUCCGACUCCACGGACGAUCCACGGAGGAAUGUUCCUCUAGCCCGGCAACAAGCCAGGAUCUCUUGUUCACCACUAUCAACCUUCUCCGACGCUUAUGAGGGGUCGGCCCGCGCAUGCGCCCCGGACUCUGCCCGUCCCCCUCGCACCCGCACAAAGAGGGAACGCUGUAGGGAUGAUGUUCGGAGGGUGAAAAGACGGUGA